Lasiodiplodia theobromae is the source of this 870-nucleotide messenger RNA. RefSeq names its product Fructose-bisphosphate aldolase protein. The transcript has a single exon. Gene Ontology annotation, molecular function: zinc ion binding; aldehyde-lyase activity. The record is from RefSeq and is a predicted model, not a curated record. Lineage: Eukaryota; Fungi; Ascomycota; Dothideomycetes; Botryosphaeriales; Botryosphaeriaceae. The coding region runs from base 1 to 870 and encodes 289 amino acids. Gene Ontology annotation, biological process: carbohydrate metabolic process.
AUGGCCGCCUCCACGAAAAUGGCCUCCAACCGCGCCCUUCCCAUCCUGGCUGCCGCCUCAGCAGGCCGGUACGGCAUACCAGCCAUGUGCUGUUACAAUACCGAAGGCAUCAUCGCCACCGUCCGCGCCGCCGAAGCGAAGCGCUCGCCAGCCAUGAUCCUCCUCUUCCCGUGGGCGAUCCACUACGCCGGCGGCCUGCUCGUCCACCUGGCGGCCGAAGCCGCGCGCGACGCCUCGGUGCCGGUGACGGUGCACCUAGACCACGCGCAGACGCCCGAGAUCGUGCGGCGCGCGGCCGACCUGGGCGGCUUCGACUCCAUCAUGAUCGACAUGUCGCACUACGAGCGCGACGAGAACCUGCGCCUGACGCGCGAGCUGGUCGCCUACUGCCGCGAGCGCGGCAUCGCCACCGAGGCCGAGCCCGGCCGCAUCGAGGGCGGCGAGGACGGCGUGGGCGACACGGCCGACCUCGAGGGCCUGCUGACCACGCCCGACGAGGCCGAGCUCUUCGUCGACACCGGCAUCGACUGGCUCGCCCCGGCCUUCGGCAACGUCCACGGCAACUACGGCCCCCGCGGCAUCCAGCUCGAGUACGACCGCCUGGACGCCAUCAACAAGCGCGUUGGAGACAGGGUCAAACUCGUGCUGCAUGGCGCCGAUCCUUUCACCCAGGAAAUCUUCCAAACAUGUAUAGGCCACGGCGUUUCUAAAAUUAAUAUCAACAAGGUGCUGAACAACCCUUACGUGGAUGCGUGGAAAGAAGGUGCCGCUAAGAAGCCGUUAACGUCCGUCAUCGAAGAGGGGACCUUGGCGAUGCAAAAGGCAGUUGAAAGCUGUAUAGAUAUGCUUGGUAGCGCUGGCAAGGCAUGA